Messenger RNA from Manduca sexta (tobacco hornworm), 5292 nucleotides. It is a transcript of the gene Gdap2, whose product is annotated as protein GDAP2 homolog. Lineage: Eukaryota; Metazoa; Arthropoda; Insecta; Lepidoptera; Sphingidae. The transcript is spliced from 12 exons. The record is from RefSeq and is a predicted model, not a curated record. The coding region runs from base 158 to 1660 and encodes 500 amino acids.
GUUUCGGCCCGACCGCCGUUUGGUAAGGACGUGUGCUUGUGCAAGUGUCAAAGUAUUUGGUGUCAACAAACUGUUGUGUCUGUCGCGUGUGUUAUUGUGUUUGUUGCAGUUUAUUUUCACCCUGGAUAUCGAGUUUGAUGAGCGUUCGGUGUGCGUGAUGCGCGCGCCGAGCGACAGCUGGUCGGUGGCGCGCUGGUCGCAGGCGGGCGAGCCGCUCGAGCCCGCGCACGCGCCGGACCACGCGCACGAGCCGCCCUCGCCCCCCUCGCCCUCCACGCCCGUGUCGCCGCACCUGCCCGUCACGCCUGCGUAUCCAUACGACGAACGCAUCAACGAUAGAUUCGCCAUAUGGCAAGGCGAUAUAACAUCGUUAGAAGCGGACGUGAUAACGAACACGACUGAUGAAACCCUCCUGGAGUGCAACGAGGUGAGCACGCGCAUCAUGUACGCCGCCGGACCCGAGCUGAAGGAGGAGAUCAUCACCAGGGGAUACGAGUGCCGGACGGGCGAGGUGGUGGUGACCCCCGGGUUCAACCUGCGCUGCCGCCACAUCAUCCACACCGUGUGCCCAAAAUACGUGCCCAAGUAUCACACCGCAGCCGAGACUUCGCUACAGAACUGUUAUAAGAACGUGUUGAUGGCGGCGUCGGAGCUGGGCGCGCGCACGCUGGUGCUGUGUCUCGUGCACACGCCCCGCCACGGCUUCCCGCACGACCUCGCCGUACACACCGCGCUGCGCAUGUGCCGUCGCCACCUGCAGCAGUCGCGCUCGCCGCGGCUGGUGGUGCUGUGUGCGGGCGCGGCGGGCGCGGCGGGCGCGGGGGGCGCGGGGGGCGUGUCGAGCGCGGCGGCGUGCGCGCGCGCGGCGGCGCUGUACUUCCCGCGCGCGCACGCGCCCGCGCACGACGCGCCGCGCGCAGACUCGCCGCCCGACCGCCGCAUACGCAUCAUACACAACCCGCACUCGCAAACCAACAAUGUAGCGGACGACGACACGUCGCUGUACGACGAGGAGGCGGCGGUGGAGGCGGCGGCGGCGCUGGCGCGCGCGGGCGACACGCAGCGCCUGCUCGCGCCCGCGCCCCACGUGCCGCGCGCGCGCCUGCUGCACCACCACAUAGAAUACGAGCGUCUGCUCCGACGUGCCAAGUCCGAGGACCUGAGCGAGGUGUCGGGAAUCGGCUGCUUGUACCAGAGCGGCGUCGACCGGCUCGGGCGGCCCGUCGUCGUGUUCAUCGGCAAGUGGUUCCCCAUCGGAGACAUCGAUCUUGACAAGGCGCUUCUGUACCUGAUCAAGCUGCUGGACCCGAUCGUGCGCGGCGACUACGUGAUCGCGUACUUCCACACGCUCGCCUCCUCCGCCAACCACCCGCCUUUCUCCUGGCUCAAGGAAGUCUACACCGUACUGCCUUACAAAUAUAAGAAAAACCUGAAAGCCUUUUACAUCGUUCAUCCCACGUUUUGGACGAAGAUGAUGACGUGGUGGUUCACGACGUUCAUGGCGCCGGCGAUCAAGGCGAAGGUGCACACGCUGCCCGGCGUCGAGUUCCUCUACUCGGUGAUGGCGCGCGACCAACUCGAGGUGCCCGCCUUCGUCACGGAGUACGACAUGACGAUAAACGGCAUACACUACUUCCAGCCGGACACAAACAACACGUAAGGCGCGGUGUCCCGCUAUCGUGUUGCGCUGUUGUUAUGACGUCACGGCCACACGUGUUGCCAGCUCUGCGCUGCGGAUUAAAAAACCUACGAAAAAGGACAAAAAAAAAUAUUACAAAAUGUAAGCUAAAUAUAGAAAUAUAGAUGUUCAAAAAAAUGUGAACUGCUGUACAAUUACUGAAUUUGGUAGGUUUCAACAGCAUUGAGCUGGCAAUACGACUUCAAGUUCGAACAGCCAAUAUGAUGGUUGUAUUGAUAAGUAACGUGACAGGUUGCCAUAAGAAAAGUGCGAAAUUAGUAAAAUUAUGUCGGCCACGUUAAUAGUAGCUAGCGAUUUGUUUUUAAAGAUUGUUGGUUGUUCGAAUUUGUAGUGCCAAUGGCUGCUGUUAUAAGUUUUUUAUGGAUUCUUUAAUCCUUGUUAAAUUACGAAAAUAUUCCAAUAAAACUAAAUAGAAAGUUGAAUUUGGUAGUGAAUGCCUUAAUAUAUAUUUUUUUUAUAUUGAACAUAAUAUUAUUUUAAUUUUAGCCCUCAUCAUUCUCAGAACAGUUUGUCAACAAUUAUCGACACAAAAUUAUGCAAAUAUAUUAUUAAUUUAACAUGGAAUGAAAAAUCCAUUGAAAACAUAUUUGUUGAGAGUAUAUCAAGUAAUAUAGUAUUAGCGGUGCAUUUUUAUAUUAUUUACGAUAAGGGAACGUGUUACAUACCGGUAGUUAUUCUCAUUAGGCUAAAAUUCGCGUGUACACGUUACAAGAACCAGCAAGGCCCGUGUAUUUUAAUUUUAUAUUAAAUAUUUUUACUGUGUGCUAUUUUUGUAUUUUAUAUUCGAGGUGUGAAUGUUGUAGAAAAAAUAGUGCUUCUGUCGUGUUUGCUUACGUGGCAACACUGGAAAUGUCAAAUUUGUUUUGGUCUAUAGUAGUUCGGCAGACGCAAUAGUAUUAGUGUUAAGGUCAAGUUAUAUUGUCGCCCGCGGCUUUGCCUUAAGUGUUUUGUGGGUUGUUCCGGUAAAAUAGAUUAUGUGAAUCAAACUGUAUGCCGAUGUAUUUAAUUUUUAUAAGUGCAGACAGAUUAUCAGGUCGCCGUUGUAUGUUAAAUUGACAUGGGUAGAGUUUUGUAAGUGGCGUAUCUAAAUUUUGCAAAGCGCAUCCAAGUUAGAACCGAAGAAUAAAAAAUAAUGAUGUACAAACACUACACACUGUUACAUAUAGGUAGUUAAGACUUAUGUGAGUUCUGCCUACUUUCUUAUUUGGUAAGAAUAAAGUGGUGAUAUAGACAUAUUCGAGGUAUAUAAUUGCUUUUGAAAUCAACAUCGUGAUAAAUUAGGACCGAUUUCAAUAAAAAAAAUCAACUGCUAAUCGAUAGAUUAUAUUAUAUUAUCUCCAACUGCCGACAGCUCUGUUACGAGUCAUUUCGGCAGAUGGCGCUAUUCAAAUUGUGUUCAAAUUCAACAUUAGUGUCUACCCUCCUUACAGUUCUAGUUGUACCUUUUCUCUAUAAUAUAGGCGCCUCAUCGUAAAAUAAUCACUGCGACAGGGUAAACGUCUAGCACAUAAAUCUAUCUUUUUAAAUAGCCUUUCCUAGGGCAUAUGUUUCAUAAUAAAUAGAUGUUUCGAGUUACUUAGUACAGAUUAUAUUACAGUACAUUGCAUGCAAAGUUUGGAACACCGAUAGGGUGUACUCACUUACCGCUAUUCUUAAUCACAACGUAUGGCUUAAUGUCUUCAAGUAAGCUAGGUGCCUUUACUCUAGCGGUCGCUUCACAUUAACAACGGUGAAUGGGCGGCGCCACUGGUUUAUUGCAUUAAAAUCUAAUUAAAAAGGUGUAGCGGGUCGGUCAAAUGUUCUUAACUUAUUAUUCUAGUAAUAAUUGCUAAUACAAUGUAAUAUUAUGUACUUAGACAUAUCUAAUGUUCUAUUUUACAUCUCUAAAAGGUGCUUCAUAUUUUUUCGCUAAAUAUCAUUUGUAAAAGUGUAUGCUCGCUAUAAAAUUUGGUAUAUCGUAAAAUAGUUGAUACGAGACUAUUAUAUCAUUGUAUAGUGAGCAAAUGCUUUAUGACCUGUAUGUACUAGAAGUUAAACCCAAGACCUUUCAAGCGAUUCCAGAUAAAAUUUUCCUUACACGUUUAAGCGUUUGGUGUCGCAAAAGGCUGUCGUUGUAAAUAUAUUGUUGUAUAAUGAGAUAUUUUUCAUACGAAGCACUCAUUCACUUGCACCAAUUUAUUGUACUUUGUAUAAAUCGAUCAAAUAGUCGACCAAGACGAACGUAGCGUUGUCGCCAGGCCUUACGGAAGCACGUACAAUCUAAUAUUAAAUCAACUUUAUAUAAUAUUUGUAUAUGUAAAUGAAGUUUUCGCUUCUUAUAUCCCAUUUUCGACGGGACUCUUUCUCAAUGGAGCUUCGAAUUGUGAGAUUUCGUCUAUACGAGCUUUCCUAAGUAGUGGUAAAUGUAGUGUUGCCAAUUAAUAUUACACUGCCACACGAAACGUUACGAUAGUGUCGCGCCGGCGGCGGGCGCGGGAACUGUUAAAGAUAUUUUUGUACUGUCACGUUGUUACAGUCUCGCGAGGUGUCGCGUUAGGUGAUACUAGACAUUGUUUUUGACUCUAAAAUUGAUUUUUGUACCAUCAAUAGCUAUUCAGUAAACAUAAAGUACAGUUGAUAUUUUUGAUCGUUGAACUAUUUUUCGUAUAAAAAAAUCUGUGUGCCACCAUUUUUAUUGUGUAAAGAAAGUUGUUGCAGUGUGUGAUUCUAGAUGCGCGUUCAGAGUGACACUAGUGAGAUAAUAUAAUUGCAAACUAUUCAUUGAAAGUGAGAAUUUGACUUCCGCAUAUAAUUUGUGGCAGCUUGUAGCCAAGUGACUUGUAAAAAUCUGGGUUGCCACAAAUUAAAUUCGAAAAUAUUCUAAAUAUAAAAAUAUUACUAUAGACAAAUUGUGGAACAAUCGCCAAAUAAGUAUUCCGCGAAAUAUUAUAUUGCAAUGUGAGAAGUUACUGUAUAUCCGUAUGAGGAAAUGUUGUUGUCUCAUUGUAUGCACUAGUGAUAAUGUUAUCAAGGCCUUAGAUGUUAACUAUUGUUAUUUUGUAGUGUCUUUGUGUUGCAAAGUUUAUCGCUGUUGAGGGACAGAGGUCGAGGAGGUAGUGGGGGGUACUGAUCAACUUUGUUUUUGUAGUUUUCGUCAAUCGAUGUAGAAAUGGCAUCUUCUUGUAACUUUCAAAGAAUGAGAUACGAGCUAUUCUAGAUUUACUGUAUGUAUGGAACUUAUGUUCUCUAUUUUUUAGUUUACUAUUAAUAAAUACCAAAAAAACAACCGAAAGCUUUAUCUUUAUGUACUAGAGAAUGUUCUAGUAAUGUAAUUAUAAAUUAAAAUCUUAUUUUAUUGUCAUUUUAAAUGCUUGAAUUUCCCUUAUAAUUCAACCUUCCUUGUUGUUACACAGUACUGUCUCAGAGAAAUCGAUUGACGAGAACUAAAAGGUAUGUGAGAACAUCAAGAUAAUUGUUAUAUUUAAAAGAGAUGUCAAAAAUGUGAUCAUGAGAAAAAGUUGGUUAAGUUUCAUAUUUUAUUGAUAUAAAUAGAGCAUUAAUUUAGAGUAUGUAAAUAUUUAACAAAAUACAAAAUAAAAUUAUUAAUUUACUAA